Molecule: messenger RNA, 4917 nt
Organism: Aquila chrysaetos chrysaetos
Lineage: Eukaryota; Metazoa; Chordata; Aves; Accipitriformes; Accipitridae
Gene: RNF224
Product: ring finger protein 224
Exons: 2
Coding region: 3934-4431 (165 amino acids)
Source: RefSeq, a predicted model, not a curated record
CCUCUCCUCUCCCCUCAAAACCAGGCUUAACUGUUGCACUGCUGACUUGCUGCAGCAGCAGUGGCACGCUGAGCUCUUCAGUUCGCUGCUGCCUGCUGCCCUGCUGCCAACCUGGGCCCAACGCUCCCCUCGCCCAGGAAUUUCCAGUACAGCCUGCUCCUGCCCGCCUGGGGACGCUGGCUGGUGCUCAGCCUGACCCUGCCAAGCCAGAUGGCUGUCCUGUCUUUUGGAAAGAGAGAGCACGUCUUUUGCGGGGGUGGGGUGCUGGGGAAAGGGUAGGUUCCUGACUAGGCCAGCUGGGUGGGCUUUGUGGCCUUGCCCCACCUGGCUGCGACCCUCUGGAAGCCCACCAGCACUGGGAGCCCACCACUGCUUGGAGCACACCACCACUGAGAUCCCACCACCCCUGGGACCCCACCAUCGCUGGGAGCCCAUCACCACCAGGAGCCCACCACUGCCUGGAAGCCCACCACCCUUGAAAUCCCACCACCCCUGGGAGCUUCUGGGCUGGGGUGGCAGUGGCUUGGCAGAGGUGCAGGGCAGAGCCCUGCCAGUUUGCCCCCCCUGCUCUGACCCCUCUGUCUGGCCCAGGUCCCAUGCCUGUGGGUGGCCGGAGGGUGUGCAGCUUGCAGGAGGAGGUUGGCAGGGACAGAGCCCCAUGCUGCCCUGCACAAGCAGUGCUCUUGUUCGCCCUGACUGGACCGCGGGCAGUGCUGGCAUGGGGACGGGCAGAUCCACCCUUUGUUUGCUUUUGUGGCCCCGACGCCAGGCCUGCCCUGCCGCAGGGAUGUGGCGUCACCAUGUUGGCUUGGCUGAAACCCGCAUCCCGCCGAGGCUGCUCAGUGCCCUGGGGGUCUGACACCCUCUGCGGGGACAAACACGGGUUGGGGAGGGAAAACUGUCCCCGAGGGGUGUGUGGUGCCUUCGGCAGGGCCCUGGGACUAGUGGGGCUGGCAUCAGCAGUGGGGCUGUGGUGCGAGGAAUGUGCUGGCCUGGUCCGGGCAGGGCGCUGGCAGGGUACAGCAUCUGCCAGCAGUGCUGUGUGUCACCACUGCCCUUCGCUCUGCCUAACCUUGGGGCGAUGGCAAACAAGCUGGGAGAGGCCAGGGAGAGCGCUGCCUGCCAGACACCUGGGCAAUGAUUAAGCUGGAGGCAGCAGGAAAGCCAGGGGUGUGAGCAGGGGAGGGCACAGGUUGCUGCCCCAGACCUUGACAGGGCUCUGGGUGACGUGGGCAGCUGCAUGCAGGGUCCUAUGUGUGCGCCCUGGGCGUGUUUCAUCUUCGAAGGGUGCUCAGGGGUGCAGAGGGUUGUGCUGUGUGAUUGCCACCCACCUCCUGCGUCUGGAGUGUGGGUGGUGAUGCAUGGCUCUGGCUCAUCUGGAUCAGACCUUUGCGCUCCCCUGAAGGUGCCACACCCUGCCCUGCUGUGCUAAAGGUCCCUGCAGCUCUUGGGGAUGAGUCCUGGGAACAGGAAAAGACAUUUCCCACCCAUGCGUGUCGCUGCUGAUUGCAGAUACACCUUCCCUGUGCCCGGGUUUGGGUGUUUUGGCAGGGCUCAUGGAGCCCAGCCAGGGCUGAAGGCUGGUUUCAAACAGCAUGCCCCUUUGGUGUCACCCUGCGUGGCUUGGCAGAUGCACAGCCCACCAAGGGCUCCCCCCGCCCCAAGCCCUGCCUGCGGGGUGCAGAGUGGGUAAGCUGGGGUGCACUGCCCUGCACCAGGGACUUGCAUGCAAUGGGCAGAAGUGGCCGAGGGCAGCUGGGCACAACCCCUCGAUGGGACGCAGCUCUGCUGGCACCUGGGAGGGGGACACGAGGGCUGACGGGCAGGGGAUGCGCCGGGGCUGGAGUGGGGUAGGAGAGCAGGCAGGGUGCAUGAAUGUGUGUGUCUGCACAUUUCUGCAAGGAGGGGCAGCCAAGGGGGGGGUCACUGCCCCUGGGCAGUGCCAGAGGUACCCCCAGUUGUGCAUGGAGCCAAGCCCAUCCCUCUCACCCGUAUAGUCUUUUUGGGCAGGGCUUCCCAUGGCCCAAAGGGACCGACACCUGCUUGCUCCAUACCUCGCCCUGCAGCAGGUGAGUCAGGCCACCAACGUGUACUUUGGGUGGGAGAGUGACUUCUUGCCAGCUUUGGGACAUGCCUGGACAUCCCCCGGCAUCCAGCUGCCUGCACACCUCUGGGCACACGGCCUUGGAGGGAGCACGCUGUGCCCACCUGGACGCCAGCUCUGCCCUGGCUACUGGCAUCCAGGGUGCUGCCACCCACCCCCCAGGCAUGCAGGGUGGUACCCUGAGAUGCCAGGGCACAGCAGGAAUCCCACGCAGCUGGUUCCUGAUCUGCCCAGGGCACACAGCCCUUGCCCCCACCUCUGCCAGUGGCUUUGGCCAAAACCGAGGUCGCCGGGACAGCCCUGUCCCAAGCUGGCUGCCCUGCCAUCCCUUGCCUGCCGCCAGCCCAGCAAGGAGAGGAUGAAACCCUGCUGUGGGGUAGCAUCCCUGUGCCUGGGGACCCAUGGGCACAUGCACCCCGUGUGCACUGCCUGGAGAAACCUGUGACUGUGGAUGUAUCAGGAUCCUCUGUCAGGAUAUGGCCACUGUGGCCCCGAAAGUGCUGUGCUGCCGGCUCUGCUGCCUUGCUCCCGAGCACCGGCGCCAAGGGGUCGAGUUUUCUGCAGAGCCCGGUGACCCUGUGGCUCUUCCUUUCCAAAACCCCCAAUUCUUGGUGCCGAGGAGUGCUGGAAACAUGGCCCGAGGGCUGCUGAAAUGUUUGGUAAACAGGCAGCACAGGAGAGCACUGCCUGUCUCCCUGCCUGCAUUGCUGCCUGCUCCUGCCUGGAGUAGGAGCUGCUGCCCUCUCCUGCUCCCACGCAGAAAUGCUACUGGGUGUCCUGGCAGUCCAGCCCUGGCUCCAGCAUGUGCUUUUCUCCUCCAGGAUCCUGGUCCAGGAUCCAUCCCCCUACCACACUCCCCGUUUUAAGUCUUCCCCUGCCCAGAGCACGCUCUGUGUGGAGGCUGUGGCAUUGCUGCUGGACCAAGGGCCGGGCAGGGGGCUGGCAGCUGCGCGGACUCUGUCUGCCACCGCCCUGGUGCUGUCACCUCUCCUGGAUCAUGCAUUGUCAUGAACCUUGCAGGUGUCACCGAGGGGUGCUGGGCUCUCCCCAGCCUGGUGAUGAGCAUCGGCCCUGGCAGAGCCAAGGGUAACUCAGCCUGCAACGCAAGAGCCUGCAGCCCCAGCUGGAAGAGCAGGGCAGGUCACGGACACAUCUGUGGCAGCGGUCACCAUCAGGCACCGGACGAGAAGCACAACCCCAUGUGUGGGCACUGCCAGCUUGGACCAGGCUGGAACCCCAGUGUCCCUGUGCCAGCCCCAGCCCUUCCACCCCCGCGAGCCUGGAACCUCGCUGCGCCCUCCUGCUCCGGUCGCAGCCGUCCCCGCAGCCUGGACCACCUGGGGAUGUGUGGGCUGGAGUGUGAUGGAGUGACUCUGCUGGCCAACAUCUGCCCAUAUGUUCUUGGCCAUGGGGGGUGGCCGAGGAUGUGGAAGACUCUGCCACUGCUGCCCAGUUGUCCAAGCCCUCUCUGCCCACAGUGAAGCCCAGAGUUCCUUGGCCUUAUGGGGACAGUUUCUUCUGCUAAUGAAGCAGAGACGGAUGGUUAAUGACCACUCCCGGGGCUUAGAUUUCAGAGGUCUUUGUUAUCCGGGUGCUUGUAACCCAAUCCCCCAGGCUUGGCUUCCUGGCAGCAGAUCCGAUAGCGUGCCUGUCCCUGAAAGGUGAGCCCCUUCCCACUAUCACAGCCACUAGCAGCCGCUGCGACCUGGCUGGGGAGCUGCUGGCGACUCGGGCCCCCGAUGCUCCCCAUGGGACUGCUACAGCACCCCGGGAGGGCACAGCCCUUCUGCCACCUACCCUGAGGCCCUGGGGGAGCAUCUCAGGACAGCAUGUCCCAAGCCGGUGGCAGCCCCCGGGCAGAGGAUGCGGGGCUGUGUGUCAGGGUGCACUCGAGCCGGGGCAGCCAGCGGGUUGAGUGCAUCAUCUGCUACUCCUCCUACGACCUGUGUGGCCGGCUGCCGCGCCGGCUCUACUGCGGCCAUACCUUCUGCCAAGCCUGCCUGAAACGCCUCGACGCCGUCGCCAACGAGCAGCGCUGGAUCCCCUGCCCACAGUGCCGCCAAAAUACGCCCACGCCGCGUGGCGGCGUUGCCAUGCUCGACCUCGACCUGGCCACCUUCCUUGCUGUCAAGGCUGACAAGGAGCAUCCCCGAGUGGCCGGCAGGUCCCAGCCUGACUCGGCCACCAAGGGCUCAUGCAAAGAGAAGGCAGUCACCCAGCAGCCGGCAGGGCUGUGCCAAGAUGCGGUGCCUCCGGCGCCGUUCCCUCGACACAGCUGCUGCCAGCUCUGCCUGUGCUGUGGGGUGACGGCGGCCUUCGAGAGCUGAGCACGAGGAAGGGGCUGCUGGCAGUGUGAAGGCAGCUGACCUUCUGGGGUGCAGUCUGGGACCAUUUUUGGGGACCCCACACCAUGCCCCAGGCCCACGUGUGGACAGUAGUGAAGGGGCUGUGCUGGCAGGCUGGGAAGGGCUUCAGCUUGCUCAGGGCUUGCUGUCCAUCCUGCCGGGAUUUGGGAUGCAAUGGGGGUGGGGGGAAUGAGGAUGCCACCACUCCCUCAUCCUGCCCACCCGCCCCUCUGACAACUCAGAAACCUGGACCAACCAUCACGGAUGUCCCCUGGUGCCUGGCGCAGGGCUUGCUCAUGCCCGGUUUCUCCAUGCAUGUGGCUCUGCAGCAGGGACACCCUCUGCUGAGCAUCUCCCAGGCAGGGGACACAGGAGCCUGGCACAGCACAGCGAUGCUCCAGGGAGCGUGUGGCACCCCAAAAGCUUCACGCCUAUUAAACAACACUCUGUUGGCCCUGCUGGGCUGCA